AUGCACACGAUCUCUCUCUCACUCUCACUGCGUUCAUACCUGCUCCACAUUUGCAAGGCUACCUGCUGUUUGACCGCUGCCUGAAGCCCGGGGAGGGGAGGGGAGGGGGAGAGCGGCGGCGAUCGGUGCGGGGACGCCCCGGCUGCGGGAAGAAUCGGGAGCAAAUCCCUCUCCGGCGAAUCCAUCCCUGCGCUUGGAGCUGCCCGCCCGCCCGCCAUCCCUGCCAUCCAGGGGAACAAUGAGCGGCGCGGCCGGCGGCGGCGGCUGUAGUGAGGGCUCCCGGCCGGCAACACAACCGCCCGACGGCGACUCGCUCUUCAUCAGGAACGCGUCGUUCGGGCGGAGCUCGGCUCCGGGGUUGGGGCCUGGGUCGGGGUUGGGGCCUGGGUCUGGCGCCAAGACGCGGCCGGUGCUGGCGACGACGACGGCGGCGGCGGGCGGGGGGGAGGGGGUGGCGGUGGCGGGAGAACCGUUCGUCUGUACCAGCGCCUCAGCCCCGCCGUCACCUCCUCCCUCCCGCCGCCGCCGCACGCUGCUCUACCGCGGCCUGUGCCUGCUGCUGCUGCUCGCCCAGGGCGGCCUACUCGACUUCUACCUGAUCGUCUUCACCGACCUGUACUGGUGCUCGUGGAUCGCCACCGACCUGGUGGUGACGGCCGGGUGGCUCGUCCUCUUCGUCAAGCGCGGAGGCCCGGGAGCUGCCGGCGGCCGCUUCGCCUUCGCCUACCUGGCCUGGCUCAUCUAUGUGAUCGCCUGUACUCCCAAAGUGGUGCUGAUCCUGCAGACGUCCAUCCUCGACCUGAUCGAGCUGCAGGUUCCCCUGGGCACCACCGGCUUCAAGAUAGUGGUCAUGUCGACCGUGCCCUUGCUCUACACGCUGCUCAACUCGGUGAGCAUGGACUCGGGCGGCGGUGGCUGCAGCCAGAGGGCCCAACACUACUACAGCCGCACCUGCCUCGACCUCCUCGACAGCUUCACGCUGAUGGAGCUGCUGCUGGCCGGACAGAUCCCCGGCGCGCUGCUCAAGUACACGGUCACCGCCGUCUACCUGCUCUCCUUCUCCAUCCCCGUGCUCUGGCUCUACGAACUCAACUCGCUGCAGCUGGAUUACAAGUGCGUCGUGUUCCGCUUCCUCUCCAGCGCCGCCGUCAAUGCCCCUCUCCUGGCGGUCAGGUGCUUUCUGGUCUUCAUUUACGACCAGCAGGUCUCGGUGUUCCUGUUCAAGAAUGUCUUCUGGCUGUGCUGUGAUUGCGCCGAGGUGCUGGAGAGGUGCUGCCUGGUGCGGCGGGUCCACAGGUACUCCAGCCCCCCCGGGCACUUCACACAGUGCGUCUCGGACAAUGAGAUGUGCAGCCACGGGUAUGUCAACACCCUGGCCGUGGCCGUACAAUCCUAACGACGGCAGCUCACCCUUCAACCCGCCCGGGAGGGAAGGGAGUUAUCGUCACGUUUUAAACUCUUUUUUUGUAAGUUCUUUUGUACCUGUAACGAGGGAUGUGUUUUGAGUGUUAGUGUGCCAGUUCCUAUUGGGUCUUGUAUUCGCUUCAGCACCAGUUGUCGGUGGAAAACGCAUUAUCUGAAUCAGCUCAGCCGAUCCCUGGUACUUUCGUUUGGAUUCGAUUUUUUGAUACUUUUUGUUGUGCAUCUAAGAGGCCAGAGCGUCCAGUCCAACAAGCACAACGUGAAAGGCAGCUUCCUAACUACUGCAUAGCAAAGAACUGCAGAUGCUGGUUUAAUUCGAAGGUAGACACAUAAUGCUGGAGUAACUCAGCGGGACAGGCAGCAUCUCUGGAGAGAAGGAAUGGGUGACGUUUCGGGUCUG
Messenger RNA from Amblyraja radiata (thorny skate), 1822 nucleotides. It is a transcript of the gene tmem121b, whose product is annotated as transmembrane protein 121B. Bases 239 to 1396 code for a protein of 385 amino acids. Lineage: Eukaryota; Metazoa; Chordata; Chondrichthyes; Rajiformes; Rajidae. The transcript has a single exon. The record is from RefSeq and is a predicted model, not a curated record.